UUAACCUCAAUCUCAAAUAAUAGAAGCCAGAGUCUCCGAUAAAAGCUAAUUUUUAAAUAAAAGUUUGUUGUACUCUCCAUAGCUUCUUGUGAAGUUUUUGUUUUAUGUAUGGAGGAAGUUUUAAGGAUGGAGGAUGUAACAAAUGAAGAUUCGACUUCUAAGAAGGGAAGACAUCGUAAAAAGCAAUUGUAUAAAUCAAUUUUACAACAGAUGGAAUUUUAUUUCAGUGAUUCCAAUCUAUCCAAAGAUAGAUACUUAUCACAAUUAAUUCAAGAAAAUCCAUUUGUAAGUCUUGAUGAGUUUUUGAAAUUUAACAAAAUCAGAAAAUUGACACUUAGUAUUGAGGACCUGAGGAAAGCCAUCAAGAAAUCAGAUUUUUUGGAAUUAUCUGAAGAUUCAGAGAAAGUCAAACGAAAAACAGAAAUCAAAGUUAAAGAAAAUGUGGAUGACUGCACUAUUUAUGUUGAAAAAAUUAGUUCUGAUUGCACUCAUGAUUUCCUCACUAAUAUAUUCUCAGAAUAUGGUCAAGUUACUUAUAUAUCAAUACCUAAAUACAGACACAAUAACAUGAACAAAGGCUUUGCUUUUAUAGAAUUUGAUACUGAGGAUGGUGUUCAUAAUGCACUCACUUAUUUCGAUAGUAUAGGUUGCAAAAUGUCUUCUAACAUUAAUCCAGAGGAUUUAUGCAGUAUAACAUCAUACAUAAAAGAAAAUGAAAUUUCAACUCAGGAUGAAAAACAAGGAUCUAAGAGAAAACUGUCGGGUGAAAAUGAAGAAAAUGAUUGUAAAAGAGUUAGGCAAGACAUUGAACUGAAUGAAGAUAUAACUGUAGAAGGGGAUCAAAAAAAGAAGAAGAAGAAGGAGAAUAAAAAGAAAACCUUAAUUAAAGAGUUGGGCUUACAAAUCUUAUCCAAGCAAGAAUGGAAAAAAAUGCGAAACGGAUAUCUGAAUUUGCAGAGGAAAAAAAUGAGGGAAAUCAAAAUGCAUCUUCAUAGUUUUAAGACUGUAAAAUGUAACUCUGAAAGAAAUGAACAAGAAACUAUCAAAACUUCAGAUACAGAGAAUACUGAAGAGACUCUUGCGAAGUUAGAAUAUGUUCCUGGCACCAUUGUGAGAGUUAAACUUUCAGAGCCAUGCCAAAGUGACAAAAAAAUAAAGAUGGAAGUGAAAGCUAUUGCAAAAGAUGCCCUUUACGUUGAUGUACCUUUUUCUUCUGGUUGUGAAGAAAUAUUUGUCAGAUUUCCAACAAAUGAAGCUGCUGAGAAAUUCUGCACUGAAGAAUUUGGAGCUAAUAAAAAUAUUUUAGAAGGAGAAGAAGAACAGGUUUAUUGGAAGAAAAUUGAAAUAGACCGAACAAACAAAUUUCAAAAAUCUAGGAAAAAACAGAGGGGAAAAGACAAAUUAUUGAAGCGAACUGAGAAACAUUUGGCAAAGCAUACACGAUUCGAUGAGAAUGAAUGAAAUUUAUCUGGAAUCCAAAUACAUUCUACUCCAAAAAUUGUUAUUUGAAACUUCUCAAUUUUAGAAGUGGUAAUCAACAAAUAAAUAUUUUGAAGAAUAACUUUUUCAUUGCUCC
Molecule: messenger RNA, 1576 nt
Organism: Coccinella septempunctata (seven-spotted ladybird)
Lineage: Eukaryota; Metazoa; Arthropoda; Insecta; Coleoptera; Coccinellidae
Gene: Larp7
Product: la-related protein 7
Exons: 4
Coding region: 109-1461 (450 amino acids)
Biological process (GO): RNA processing
Cellular component (GO): nucleus
Molecular function (GO): mRNA binding
Source: RefSeq, a predicted model, not a curated record